This is a messenger RNA of Zonotrichia albicollis (white-throated sparrow), 452 nucleotides long. The record is from RefSeq and is a predicted model, not a curated record. NCBI's taxonomy places the organism in Eukaryota, Metazoa, Chordata, Aves, Passeriformes, Passerellidae.
GCCGCACCUCAGCCAAUGGGCGUUCAGGGGCCGGCAGUGCUGACCAAUGGGCGCCCGGGAGGCGGUGCCGGUGGCCAAUGGGGGCGGUCGGCGCUCAGGGGGCGGGGUAGAGGCGCUGCGAGGCGCGUACGGACCAGAGCGCAGCGCCGUCCGCUCCGCAGCGCCCGCACGACGGCAAUCAUGAGUGAUCGAAAGGCAGUGAUCAAAAAUGCGGACAUGUCAGAGGAGAUGCAGCAAGAUGCUGUGGAAUGUGCAACUCAAGCCUUGGAGAAAUACAACAUCGAGAAGGACAUCGCUGCUCACAUAAAGAAGGAGUUUGACAAGAAAUACAAUCCCACUUGGCACUGCAUCGUGGGCAGGAACUUUGGCAGCUACGUGACUCAUGAGACCAAGCACUUCAUCUACUUCUACCUCGGCCAAGUCGCUAUUCUUCUGUUCAAGUCUGGCUAGAG